UGCAGUUAGAUUGGCAGCACUAUCAUCAGCUGUCUGUUGUCUUUGCGCUCAGAGCUAAAGUUGUUAUUCAACAAGCAGAUUAAAAACAGUGCCAAUUAAUAAUGCAAAAUUGUAUUAAACUUUUGCCGCUGGCUCUCAAGUGCCAACAGCGCACCAUCAGCACAACAGCGCAAUUGGCCGGAAAGCGUAACUUCCGUAAAUUUAAUGUCUACGGCAAACGUGGAACACGUGUGGUCAAGGAAGCCCAGCAAACGCUUGUUAAUCCGCCGGUGGCCAUUCAUAAACGUGGCGUUCGCGACACUGGCAUCACAGUGAACGGGCAAUAUGUAGAGAUUCUAGAGAAAAUUCCCGACAUCAUUGUACCAGAUCUGACAGGCUGCAAAUUGAAGCCAUAUGUAUCAUACAAGGCGCCAGAAGUAGUACAAUCUGAGUUCACCAGUCUGGAUCUCUUCAAUGCUGUAUACUCACAGAAGAUUAUUGAAGAUUUCAAAGCCGGUAAGCUGCAGGCCGAUGGCAAUGCAACGGAACCCUCGCCCAAUGAGCAACUUACGCCGCAGGAAGCAUUGCAACGAGCUCGCAAAACGGGGAGUGAUAUAUUUUAGUAAUAGUCUUAAGCGAUUCAUUAAAUAUGUUAUACCAAUUAAAUACAAGUUGAGCGGCUAAACACUAAAUGUACUUUCGUCGAUAAUUGUAUAGUUUUCGCAGCCACUUCUCUGCUUUCACUUCAGAAUCGCCCAAAAACUGCAAGAAAUAAAGCAAAAAUAAAAUAUACGUAUAUUUAAAAUGAA
This is a messenger RNA of Drosophila sulfurigaster albostrigata, 788 nucleotides long. It is a transcript of the gene mRpL41, whose product is annotated as large ribosomal subunit protein mL41. Bases 102 to 602 code for a protein of 166 amino acids. Gene Ontology annotation, molecular function: structural constituent of ribosome. NCBI's taxonomy places the organism in Eukaryota, Metazoa, Arthropoda, Insecta, Diptera, Drosophilidae. Gene Ontology annotation, cellular component: mitochondrial large ribosomal subunit. Gene Ontology annotation, biological process: translation. The record is from RefSeq and is a predicted model, not a curated record. The transcript has a single exon.